Molecule: messenger RNA, 2645 nt
Organism: Protobothrops mucrosquamatus (brown spotted pit viper)
Lineage: Eukaryota; Metazoa; Chordata; Lepidosauria; Squamata; Viperidae
Product: dentin sialophosphoprotein
Exons: 3
Coding region: 445-2286 (613 amino acids)
Source: RefSeq, a predicted model, not a curated record
UAUAGAUUGCUAGAAGACAAUUAAGAUGUUAGGAGAAUUCCUUUUAUGUACUGGGAGAUAGAAGUGAAAGAAAGAAUGUCUGGCGACACCAUGUUAAAAAAGUUAUUUACUGGAAAAGUUAACCCUGAUUUGGACAGCUGAUAUUAGGUAGACUUCCACUUAGAGGCCUUUCCCCUUAUCAUUAUUUGCCCUUCUACUUGUUUUGAAACUUAGGAGGAAAAGAUAACAGACGUAAAAUCUGAAAAGGAUGGUGUUAAUAUUCCUCUCAUGUACUUUUGGGGUCUCUUUCCACAGUUUAAUCAGAUUUGAUUGUCUUUUUCUGCUGGUGUGAAUGCCUUUUGAACAAUUACAGAAGCAAAAUUCUGCUCUAGGAGACCUAGUCCGUUCCUCUACAUUAAUACAGAUUUUUCUGGAUAGCUCACAAGCAAGGUUACAAUACCAAAUAUGAAGACUCUGCUUCUCCUUAUCAGUAUUCUUGGACUAGUUGUUGCUUCUCCUAUCCAGAGGAGUGAUGUACUUAGAAGAGACCCCAGGGGCAAUAUUAAUUCUACUAAUGUAGAUCAAAAAAUAAUAGUUAAUCCUGCCCAUAAAAAUGAGCAGAAGCAAAACAGAGAUGGUAAACACCAGGAAGGAGGAAUAUUGCUCAACCUCAAGAAACAGCAUGUUACAGCUGGAAAACUCUUUACAGGUGAUGCUUUCAUUCCCUACCAAGGGCAUCAAAAUGCAAAGGAGAGACUGCGGCUUCAGGACAGCAUAGGACUUGCACAAACCACAAGUAACAACCAGUAUAACAACCAGUAUAAUACACAGGAAAAUCUGGGUCAACACCUUAAAAGCUCUCAGGUGGAUCUUUUCAAAAAGACCAGCAAUGUUGAAGAACAUUACAUUGAGGAUAAGAGAGAGAACAGUGCAGUUCUAGGUCCAGCAGCCACAACAGGAAGCCCCAACAUUCAUGAGACAGAUUCCUUUGCUGAAAAACAAUAUAUUGAGGGAUCCCAAACCAGAAAUGGACUUAAGUCAAGAAAAGAUGCUGAUGUCUUCUCUAAUGAUCAUUACAGUUUUGACAGCUUCAAUUUAUAUGAUGAGGGCAUGCAAGGAGAUGACCCAGGAUAUGCUGAUGACUCUGAUUCUAGUGAGAGCAAUUCCAACCAGCACCCUGGGGCACCAGGUAGUUCCAGUGAUUCAAAUGAUGAGGAAUCAGAACAAUCGAGCCACUCAGAACAAUCGAACUCUGGAAGCCCAGGGGGUUCAAAUGGAUCCCAAGACUCCAGCAACCCAGAUGACUCCAGUAGCUCAAGUGGCUCUAGUGAUUCUAGUGACUCUAGUGAUUCGAGCAGCUCCAGUGAUUCAAGCAGCUCCAGUGCCUCUAGUGAUUCGAGCAGCUCCAGUGAUUCAAGCAGCUCCAGUGACUCCAGUGAUUCAAGCAGCUCCAGUGCCUCUAGUGAUUCGAGCAGCUCCAGUGAUUCAAGCAGCUCCAGUGACUCCAGUGAUUCAAGCAGCUCCAGUGACUCCAGUGAUUCAAGCAGCUCCAGUGACUCCAGCGACUCAAGCAGCUCCAGUGACUCCAGUGAUUCAAGCAGCGCCAGUGAUUCAAACAGCUCCAGUGACUCUAGUGAUUCAAACAGCUCUAGUGACUCCAGUGAUUCUAGCAGUGCCAGUGAUUCAAGCAGCUCCAGUGGUUCCAGUGAUUCAAGCAGCUCCAGUGACUCCAGUGACUCCAACAGUUCUAGUGCUUCCAGUGAUUCAAGCAGCUCCAGUGAUUCCAGUGACUCCAACAGUUCUAGUGCUUCCAGUGAUUCAAGCAGCUCCAGUGACUCCAACAGUUCCAGUGCCAGUGAUUCGAGCAGCUCUAGUGAUUCCAGUGACUCGAGCAGCUCCAGUUCCUCUAGUGAUUCAAGCAGCUCCAGUGAUUCAAGCAGCUCCAGUGACUCCAGUGAUUCGAGUAGCUCCAGUGCCUCUAGUGAUUCCAGCAGCUCCAGUGACUCCAGUGAUUCGAGCAGCUCCAGUGCCUCUAGUGAUUCUGGAGAUUCUAGCAGUGAUUCUAGUGACUCAUCUAGCAGCUCAAGUAGCUCCAGUAAUUCUAGUGAUUCCAACAGCUCCAGUGAUUCAAAUGAUUCCAGUGCCUCUAGUGAUUCUGGUGAUUCUUCUGAGUCCAGUAGCUCUAGUGAUUCCAGUAGUCCAAGCGAUUCUAGCAGCUCCAGUGCUUCCAAUGCCUCCGAUGAUUCUAAUGGCAAUAGCAAUUCCAGUGAUUCUGGCAAUUCCAGUAAUUCCAGCGGUUCAAAAUAAACUAUCCGAGAGGCGAAAAAGUAGGAAAAAGCGGCACUUAUGAAUAUAAGUCAAAAUGGUAGCGUUGUUGGCAAAAGUGUAAAUAGUACAUUUCACUCUUAUUUUGAUAACUGCUUCACUCUAUUAGGCAGGGAAGUCCAAUGAAGUAAGAAAUUCUUCAACCUUUUUAUGCAACACUUCGUGUCUAUUUUGGCUACUCUACUGACUUCACUAUUGCAAAAAAGAUAACUAUCUAUGAUAUGAAAUAUUCACAAUUAUGAUAAAAUCCAGAGUUCUCAAAAAAUAACAACAACCCCACCACCCUACAAGCCCUAAACAAUUUUUAUGUUUCUCCAAUAAUAAAAGAACAGUUGCAACUG